Triticum turgidum subsp. durum (durum wheat) is the source of this 237-nucleotide messenger RNA. Lineage: Eukaryota; Viridiplantae; Streptophyta; Magnoliopsida; Poales; Poaceae. The record is from the annotation of a GenBank genome assembly.
AUGCCACCCAUGCCGUCGGUCACCCUCCCCACCGUGCCGCAGGUGACCCUGCCGCCCAUGCCGGCCAUCGUCGUGCCCAAGGCGGUGCUACCACCGAUGCCCAAGGUCACCCUCCCCACAGUGAUGAUGGCGCCGAUGCCCGCGAUUGUCGUGCCCAAGGUGACGCUGCCGCCCUUGCCAUUCGUCCCGAAUGUGAACGUGCCUAUGCCGUUUGCGGCGCCACCCCCGUCGGCGUAG